AUGUUGGCGAUCGUAAAGGCGGGCGCUGCCGUGCUCCCCCUGGCCCCAAAGGAUUCGAACAGUCGCCUACAGGCCUUAAUAGAGCAUUCCGAAUGCAGCUUGAUUGUUGCGUCCCCAAUUCAGGCCACACGGAUCAAGGGCCUGGAUCUGUGCAAGCAGUCGGCUGGGAUUCAAAUCAUGCAGAUCGACGCAGAUGCGAUUGCCGAUUGCUGCAGAGCCAGGCGGAUGCCGCAUUCAAGCUCUUACGCUCCAAUAGCGCCUACACUGCCAUCAGAUCUGGCUUACGUCUUGUUCACAUCUGGGACUUCGUUGCACAGCAAAGGUAUGAUGUAUACGGAGUAUACUUUCGACAACAGCAUUCAGGAUGUGUUUGGCACCCUGAGUGCGGGCGGCUGCAUCGUGGUUCCUUCCGACGCUGAGCGCGCCAACAAUCUCCUCGAGUUUUGCGAGGUGCAUCAUGUCAACGCGCUUCACAUAACACCUACCGUCUUGCGGCUUCAUUUUGCCCAGCCGAGCACCACAAGCAUCCAGCUCAAGUCCCUUGUCAUUGGUGGCGAGCCUGUAAGGGACCACGAUCUUGACAUACUUCGCCAAUGGGCAGCUUUGUGCAAAGAUUUGCGAGCAUUCGUGGCGUACGGCUCGACCGAGACAUGUAUCGACUGCAUCGCUCGUCAGGUCACGUCGUCUGAGGCGCUCGCGCCUGUAAACUCCAUCGGCUCUCCAAUAUCAUUUCUAAUAUGGCAAACAUGGCUCGUCAGUCCGCUGACCCAGCGAUUGGCGCCUGUUGGUGCUCAGGCAGAACUGUACGUUGGAGGUCCGGCAGUCGCUCGAGGUUAUCUUCCUUCCAAUGAAGUAUCUCAGACGGGCUUCCUUGGCUUUCAGGACCCAUUUUACGGCAAAUCCGUCAACGUUGAGCCAAAAGAUCAACAGCCACACAUCCGCUUUCCGCACCCGUGA
Messenger RNA from Fulvia fulva, 957 nucleotides. Its product is annotated as HC-toxin synthetase. Gene Ontology annotation, cellular component: cytoplasm. Gene Ontology annotation, molecular function: phosphopantetheine binding. Lineage: Eukaryota; Fungi; Ascomycota; Dothideomycetes; Mycosphaerellales; Mycosphaerellaceae. Gene Ontology annotation, biological process: secondary metabolite biosynthetic process; amino acid activation for nonribosomal peptide biosynthetic process. The transcript has 2 exons. The record is from RefSeq and is a predicted model, not a curated record. The coding region runs from base 1 to 957 and encodes 318 amino acids.